This is a messenger RNA of Durio zibethinus, 2077 nucleotides long. Lineage: Eukaryota; Viridiplantae; Streptophyta; Magnoliopsida; Malvales; Malvaceae. The record is from RefSeq and is a predicted model, not a curated record.
AUGGAAAGUUUCAAAAUCAGUGCUAUUUCAAAGUAUGUGAGAAUUUGUCUCUUCCAGUUAAAGUUUGAUCAAAACAUGCUAACUGAUCUUGAUAAGAGGUUGGUCAAAUAUGAUCUCAAAACUGGGAUGCUGGACAUUUUGUACUGAUAUGAUUGUGAGAAUGUGUGGUUAGCCUUAUCAUGACUUUGGUAAAUAGAGGCUGUUGAAGACUGUAGAUGUUUUUUUCAUGCCCUGUUACCGAUCAUGAAAUAUUCUUAUGUAGCUUUUUCUUCUUGGCUGGAUUAUGUAUUUGAUUUUUUACUUAUGGAAUCAUAUUGCUUCAAAUUGGAAGACAUCAUUUUGAUGACUUAUGAAUUUCAGUGGCACAGAGGCAAACACUAUUCGUUCUUCUCAAAUUUCAGACUUUGGGACCCUUGAGCAUUCUCUUGGAUUUCGCAUAGAGGAUGCUGUUGAUCUUACAAGAAAUUCUCUAUUUAAUCAAAUAAAGUCUAGUACCCAGGCAAUAGCUGAUGCCCAGUUUGGUGCUUUAAACAAGACACUUGCAUAUACCAAUAGCAAUCUGUCUACUGCUGUUCUGGGGUCAGAAAGCUUACUGCAUCAAAAAGAUACCCCGCCAAAUCUUGUAUCUACAUCAGCUGGUCGGGAGAAUUGGGGGGAUUCAAAUAUGGCAGAUGCCAGCCCCAGGACUGAUACGUCAACAGAUGACACUGAUGAGAAGAAUCAAAGGUUUGAAAGAGGUCAAACGAAUGCUAUUCUUGCUUCUGAUUCUAGCGACAGAUCAAAAGAUAAAACAGACCAGAAGACAUUGCGUAGGCUUGCUCAAAAUCGUGAGGCUGCAAGAAAAAGCCGGUUAAGGAAAAAGGCAUAUGUGCAGCAGCUAGAGACUAGUCGACUGAAACUGACUCAACUUGAGCAAGAGCUGCAGCGAGCUCGUCAGCAGGGCAUAUUCAUUUCAAGCUCAGGAGAUCAGUCUCAUUCAAUGAGUGGAAAUGGUGCCCUGGCAUUUGAUGUUGAAUAUGCACGGUGGCUAGAGGAGCAUAAUAGGAAGAUAAAUGAGUUGAGGGCUGCUGUCAAUUCACAUGCUGGGGACACUGAACUUCGCACUAUUGUUGACAAUGUCACAACACAUUUUGAUGACAUUUUCAGGUUGAAAGGCAUUGCAGCAAAAGCUGACGUUUUCCAUAUCUUAUCAGGAAUGUGGAAAACACCAGCAGAGCGGUGUUUUCUGUGGGUUGGAGGCUUUCGUUCAUCUGAGCUUCUUAAGCUUCUUGCAAAUCAAUUGGAGCCUCUAACUGAGCAACAGCUUAUGGGUAUCCAAAACCUGCAGCAUACAUCCCAGCAGGCUGAAGAUGCUUUGUCACAAGGAAUGGAAGCAUUGCAACAAUCUUUGGCUGAGACAUUGGCCAAUGGUUCACCUGGUCCCUCAGGCUCAUCUGGGAAUGUGGCAAAUUAUAUGGGUCAAAUGGCCAUGGCCAUGGGAAAGCUAGGAACCCUUGAAGGGUUCCUUGGUCAGGCUGAUAAUCUGCGUCAGCAAACACUGCAACAAAUGCAUCGUAUCUUGACAACUAGGCAAUCAGCUCGGGCCCUUCUUGCAAUAAAUGAUUAUUUUUCUAGGCUUCGAGCUCUCAGUUCUCUUUGGCUGGCCCGGCCUAGGGAGUGAGAAGUAGAUAUUUCCCUCUAUAUGAAGCUUCUCUGAAAAUUGACUGUCCUUGGAUCAAAUUGUAAUAGUGUUUUUUCCUGGAGCAAUGCUUAUUAUUGAUGUUGGUUAGGCUGCUGCUCUUCUUCGACUUCAACUUCUGACAUCCUUUCAGAUGCAAGUGUGUUGCAGCUAGGCCACUUUGUUGUGUCUAUAGAUUUUCCUUUGGAUAGUUGUAACGUCACAUAUGUUGGCAAAAGUUGUUGUAUGCUCAGUACUUUAUGUUGUAAAACAUUUGCACUCUAAUCUGAUUACAUUGAUGCUAGAAUUAAAAAGGGAAGAUAGGGAAUGGAAUAUGUAACAUAGGAUAAAUAUGUCAAUUUGUAUAUCGGGAGUCGGAUUAAAAGCAGGAUAAAAAUAGUUUCUUUUUGGGUGUUCUGA